Molecule: messenger RNA, 2610 nt
Organism: Bradysia coprophila
Lineage: Eukaryota; Metazoa; Arthropoda; Insecta; Diptera; Sciaridae
Cellular component (GO): cytoplasm
Molecular function (GO): guanyl-nucleotide exchange factor activity
Source: RefSeq, a predicted model, not a curated record
UAUCAUCGCCGAUUAAUACGAACGCAGAGCAUCAAUAAAGUACAAUAAAGCGAACUGACUGUUCGUGUCGAAGCAAAGGCUUUAGAUUAGUUUUGAUUUGUCUGAUAUACAAUUUCCUGUGAAAAAGCACCUCACAGAGCAGAGCUCGUGAGUGCUUUGCCAAAUAAACAAAAUAAAACUAAAACUUAAGCCGUGUUCAAGUGACUCAAAUGUGAUUCAUUCGGGAUUAAUUCGGUUCAUUUUGUUUAUAAAUUGUACUUAGUGUCGAGUGUGUCGAGUGCAUAAGAAAUACCUGUAAAAAAAUAUGGAAAAGAAGGAAAGGCCUAUUGUCCCUGCCAAACCUCGUACUUUAUCUGUGGCAGACAAAGCUCGAAAUUUUGAGAAAGUUAUGGCUGAACUCACUGAUAGUGUAGGAUGUAAAUCGAUCAAAGUUAGCAAGAGCGAAUCAGAUAUAAAUAACGCAGACAUACGAAACACAAUUGAGCUAUCGACUAAUGGAACUUUUGAAAAUGUGGAUUCUUACGAAUUAUUCGAUAUCAGCGCUGACCACUUAAUAAAUAGUGAAAAUGAAGCUUCCGCAGAUGACUACUCGUCAGUUGAAUCAAUAUUCUUCGGAGCAGAAGAAUGGGGAGAGCACAUUUACGAUGAAAUUUGCGAGCCAUCCGGAGUGACAAACAUUGUGGAUGAAAUUUUAGCCGUUGAAGAAAAUUAUAUUAGUCGGUUGAAUUACACGAUUGAUAAUUAUGUGGAAACAUCCCGGCCGGUAAUGGGCGACCCAUUUAUGAAAGCUGUAUUCGGGAAUAUUGAAGAAAUUAAAGCAUUCCACGAAGACAGUUUCUAUCCGGAUUUGAGACAGUGCAACAGGGACUUAAUUCGUAUUCUGGAAUGUUUUUCAUCGCACAUUGCGGCUGGAAAUUUUUACAUUUACGUUGUGUAUGCUAUGAAUAAGAAACGGUCAGAUGAAGAAAGGAAUAACCGCGCUUUUAAAACGUUCAUCGAGGAACGUCAGAGCCAGAUUGGUGAUAAACUAGGAUUGCACAGCCUUCUAACAGAACCGUUUCAACGCUUUUUCAAGUAUCAAAAUCUUAUCGAAAGUUUACUGAAAAAGAUCAAAGACAACAAACCCAACUUCAUGGAAAUAGCUGCAACAUCCAAAGCGCUACACGACGUUAAGAAACUGUUAAACACUGCCAAUAAGUCGAUGGCUUUGACUGAAAUUGUCGACAGCAAGAUCAAUUUGAUGAACCAGGGAAAUUUUCUGACUCAAAACGAAUUCAACAUCUUCGAUCACAAUCAGAAGAGGAAGUACAAGGGAAAUAUUUUCGUAUUCGAACACUGUGUCGUUUGCACUGAGCGGCUAUCAUCGGAAAAGCUUCAAUUUAAAGCUUACUUUCCGAACGGAACUAGUCAUACCGAAUGCAUUAAUGAAAACAAAUUUCUUUUGUACGAACGAAACAAUUACAAAGUUGAGGUAAGCAGCGAUGCCAAUAAGAUUCAGCAAAUGUUGAAGCAGGUGCGACAAGUGUUGAGCGGAAACGAAGAAAAUAGGAUGUCAACCAUAUCCAAUAUCAGCUACAAUAAAAUCAUUGAAAGUAAAGCUCCGAUCCAACAACUGACCAAAGAGCUAGAAUUGUCACUGGGAAGUUGCAAACGAAGCGCCAGCAACGAUUCAUUGAAUUUACUAAGCGACAAGGAGGCUAAUACGACAAAUGGGGAGAAUCGAAGAAGUAACAGUAGCGCUGAGAGUGGAGAAUAUGGUGUAUCUGGAUCUCAAUCGGACGAGUAUAAUGAAAAGCAACAAUUCCGGCAAAUGAUCAAAAAUUUCGACAAAUUCUACGAAAAAGUGGCAGCCAAAAUUCCAACACCUCCAUCACUUCACCGCGAAGAAACCAAAACUAUUACAGACACUUCCAAUCAAACUUCUUCCGAAAUAAUUCACGAAAUGUUAGCAACCGAAAGUGAAUACAUUAGACAGUUAUCUGUUGGCAUUGAGACGUACAUACCUAACGAUCACACGGACAUUAUCGAAACACUGAGAGAAAAAAUUAGGAAAAUAUUUGGAAACAUUAGACAGAUCAGAGACUUUCAUGAAAAUACAUUUUACGGGCAGUUAUCCGACUGCAAAGAUGACAUCACCAAACUAGCCAAUGUUUUUAUUAAAUUUACUCAGGAGGGACUUUUCAGCAAUUAUUUACUGUAUGCGAUGAACCACAGCAAUACUCAGCCAUUGUGCAGCAUGAGACCAUACCGUGAAUUCUUUGAGUUACGACAGAAGGAGGUUGAUGACAUUGCAGGAGUUGAAUGCUACUUAUUCCUACCGUUUCAACACCUCAGCAAAUACCAAUUCUUUAUGGAUCGAAUUAUCACCACACUAAAUAUCGAUAACGAUACGGCUGUAAUGGCUGCCUGUUCGAAAGCUGUUAAAAAUAUUGAGCGUCUGGUCAAAGACAUGCAAAGCACAUGGACAGUUUCCAACGUACCGGUCAGGAGAAGGCCGAUUCGUAAAUUGAGUAGCUUAGUGCUAAAUGGAAUACAAAAUAUGAGACGGCAUUGAAUACAUUGUGAGAAGUGUAUACGGUCAACAAAAUAGAAUAUAUUUUCGUAUACACU